UCUGAAUGAAUCUGCUUCUGCUGUCUCUGCACGGAACACAAAAACAUAAAAAGUUCAUUUUCACAAUCACGGUCGCUUCCUACGACUAUCGAAUUCGCGUCAGCCUCAAUUCUCAUGUUUAGCGACUUUUGCUGAAGACCCGGAAAUUCCUUUUGAUGCUCUGUUUCGCGUGAGAGAAUUUUGGAGAAAGGAAAUGAAAAGCCAUUCGAAGUUGAAAUUUUUUUAAUUUUCUUUUUCUUUUUGGCUGGAACGGGAAACGUUCAAUGACUUUUGGACUCGUUUGCUUGGCUUCGACUAAUGCAUUACUCACCUUUAGGAUGAUACUGUUUUGGGGUGCAAAUUCUUCACUCUGUUAUGAUGGAGUUUGGGAUUGAUGCCUCCAUUAAUGGUGAGACAGUAGGAAAUGCUACUAUAGUGCAGAUUAAUAGCAGCACAGCUGAUGGAAACAAAGUGGGCUGCAGUUCUUUUAAUCCUGCUUAUAAACAAGGUCAUGAUGAUAAUAUAACUCAAGAUUCUUCUGGAGGGGACACAAUCCCAUCAGGAAUUCCUGCAGUAUCGGUUGCGUCAGUUGAUGAGCCCUAUGUGGGCCAGGAGUUUGAAUCUGAAGCUGCAGCACAUGCAUUCUAUAAUGCAUAUGCUAAACGUGUUGGAUUCAUCAUACGUGUAAGUAAGCUCUCACGAUCAAGGCGUGAUGGAACUGCUAUUGGACGGGCUCUUGUUUGCAACAGAGAAGGUUACAGAAUGCCCGACAAACGUGAAAAGAUUGUAAGGCAAAGGGCGGAGACAAGGGUUGGUUGCAGGGCAAUGAUUUUGGUGAGGAAAGUAAGUUCUGGUAAAUGGGUUAUUACAAAGUUUAUAAUGGAACACACACAUCCUUUGACACCUGGAAAAGGUAGAAGAGAUUGCAUUUAUGAGCAAUAUCCGAAUGAACAUGAUAAAAUUCGAGAACUAUCCCAGCAGUUGGCUAUAGAGAGAAAGCGAUCUGCAACCUAUAAAAGGCAUCUUGAAUUGAUAUUUGAGCAAAUUGAAGAGCACAAUGAUAGUCUUUCAAAGAAAAUACAACACAUAGUGGACAGUGUGAAGGAGAUGGAAACCAAAGAACAGAAUCAGAGAUAGCUUGAGCUCAGCUAUCUAGUCUUUUAAUUCUUUUCCACUGGAUGAAACAUGCAAUCAACUGUUCGGGUCAAAAGUGCUGCUAGAAAUAUCGUGCAAUAAUAUAGUUGCUGACCUAGGUAUCAGCUUUAGGUGUCAGCUGAGUUCUGUAGUUCAAUUUGCCAAGCUCAAUGGAACUCAAUAAUCCAUUGGAUUGCUUUAUAUGCAGUGAUAUUUAUAGUUCAGUCAAUGUACAGGUCCUUUGAAUCCAUUCUUCUGAAGUUACACUAACAAUGUGUGACUCAUAACAGGCAUGCAAAUGCCUUGACAGAAUUAAAUUGUUCCACUUCCGUUGUUAAUGUUGUACAGUUUGAUCCAUGGCUGUGUUCUUUGUAUAACAUUUACAUUAAAUAAUGUUGAGAAUGCACAGUCCGGAUGUUCAUAUUA
This is a messenger RNA of Glycine soja, 1539 nucleotides long. RefSeq names its product protein FAR1-RELATED SEQUENCE 12-like. The transcript has 4 exons. The record is from RefSeq and is a predicted model, not a curated record. NCBI's taxonomy places the organism in Eukaryota, Viridiplantae, Streptophyta, Magnoliopsida, Fabales, Fabaceae. Bases 355 to 1116 code for a protein of 253 amino acids.